AGCUCAUAAUCUCACAGCAAUCACUGGCAUUGGAGUCCAUGCACUCCAUCAAAUCAUCGCUGUUGGUCUCUGAUAAGUAGUGACAUUUAACGCUCUCCUUUUUGUGUAGCAGUCGUUGUUGAAGGCUUUAAUAGUCAAUCAGUAAGGACCCAGACACUCAUCAAGGCAGUAGACUCUAAUAUUCAGGGCAGACUCUGACUGGUGAGUUAGUUUGCAUGUCUCACCACAAACAAUGUACUUUCCCCGGUCGAAACGGGACGAGACUGCAGCACCAGUCUGUAGUUUCACCAGAGAUCAUGAAUGGAUCAACUGACUACAGUGCAUUCUCUGGCUUGCAGCAACAAGACUGCAGAACAAGCAACCUCCAGUCGCCUUCCCCUCCCUUUCUCUACAUUAAUGGUAGGAAAAGUAGCAAUCCUAAUCCUCAGUUCUUGUCUUCCUCACCUCCUCCUUCGCUGUAUCUUGGUCUCUUUCCUCAGAGGAUUGUAGCAGACAUACGUGAUCAAUCCAGUGUAGAGACAAGGAAGGCAGCCAUUAACUCCAUACACGGAACCCUCCGUGAUACAAAGGACAAAGCCAUACUUGUCGAAAGUCUCCAAGAAAUUGUGUCACUCGUCACUCCUUCACUGAAUGACGGAAAUUUCAAGAUUGUUCUAACGACACUUCAACUAGUCGACGAUCUCGUUAGCAAAACUGGCUCUGCCAUACUCCCCUUUCUUCCCAUGCUCCUCUCUCACUACCUCGACAAAGUUGGCACACACAAGUACAUGGUCAAACAAACUGGAAUGAAAGUCCUGCUUCAUCUCAUGACGGUCCUCUCACCUUCUCCGGUCAUCAAUGAAAUAAUAAAUUUCGGGAGCAGACACAAGCAAGGCAAAGUCCGUGAAGAGACUCUUAAUAUUGUCAUUGCUUCACUCCUCACAUUCCCUAGCUCUGAGUUCUCUCUAGCCAGCCUUGUAGAGCAAGUCACUCCGCUACUUAUUGAUACUAAGCAAACGGUCAGACAGGCUUGUCUUGAAGCUUGCGCUGUGCUUGCUGACAGACUUGGAAGAGAGCAGAUGCACAUUUUACUGACUGCAGUUCUCAGCUUACAGCGAAUCAUGACUAACACGAAUACUGAGAACCUUCACGUCGCAUUUCAGAGUAGACUCUCCCGCAAGAAACUCCCUCACCUCAACGAGGACGGGCUCGUCAAUCAUGUAGUGAAUGUAUCUAAUGGUCGGGCUGCCCCUGGAGGAGACAGACAAUUGACAGGAGCUGAUGUUAACUGGAUACUGGAUGGUAAAAGUAGCACAUUGUCAGCUAACUCUCGUAGCCAAUCGACCAGUGGCCCUCUAAAGAGCGCAGGGAAGAAACUACCUUGGGAUAGCGAACCUGCUAAAUCCACAGGUACUACUGGUGGAUAUGCAUCUUUAGCACUGAAGCAGCAAGUGACAGCUAGCUCUAGUUUACCAGUAGGCCAGUCAUCAACAUUAGGAGGUGGAGGAGGAGUAACAGGAGCAAGUAACAAGGCAUCUAAAGGAUACUCUGAUAUUUAUAGGACAAGCAAUGAAACUGGUAAUGGAGACUCCCGUUCCUUCCAGCCAUCGUCCAUUGGACCAAUGAAGCACUCCAGGGUAGUGUACACUGGAGGGUCUACUGUCAGUGGAGGAGGCAAUGGUCCUGGGUCUAAGGGAAUACCUGGGUCUUCAUCUCUCUCUACUACUUGGCCACGUCAAAAUGGAUCUUAUGGUAACAAUCACUUUACUAAAGGUAGCACAGCAAGACAGAUAUCAGCAGAUAACACUGGCCUAUCAGGCAAUUUACUUGGUCCGUCUAAAUUGCCAGCUAUUGAUGCUCGGCCAUCGUCUAAACCGAUUGUCCGUAAUCCACUUCCGUUUCACCCCCAACCUCCUCCUCUUUCAUCUCACUCACCCCCACCUCCCUCCUUCCCAAUUCACGCCUCACUGGCUAACGGGAUACCACCAGACAGUCCAACACAUAUUGAAGAGAGUUUCCUAAUUGGCGGUAAUGAUGAUGAUGAUUAUUACAAUAUCCCGGUUGAUGACUCACAGUUGAAUAACAGUCUCAGCUCAUCUCUAACAUCACUCCUUUUUAACAGAGACAUGCAGUCGGCCACCGCCUCAGGAGAAAGAACGCCAACUGUUGAUUCUUUGAGUCAAAUACGUAAGAAAGCUGCGGAUUGGAAGGCAGAGAUAUUAUCAGUCCAGUGCUCUGCCUCAACAUCUCCAACAAGCACUCCACCAAGAAUGCACAAGCAAUUUAUGAUUAAUGGAAGAAUGGAGUUUGAGACUGUAUCAGCCCCUGUUGCUCUAAAGAGAGAGAGACCUCUGAAAGACAAGAACGCUCCAAUGGAAGCCAAUUCCUUCCUAACCUCUCCCAAUAAGCAGCAAGGGCAGCAGCAGAGACUCUCAGGAGGGGGAGAAGGAGGGAAGGUCGGGGGAGCAAGGAGAAAUGGAGGAGGAGGAACAAUCCCCCGAAGAGAGAGUGACCCAUCCUUUCAAUCAAGACCCAGUGAGUUGCAUAAGAAACAGAGUCCAAUGAAGAAGACACCUCUCAAGAUGUUUAAGACUCCUCCUCGGAAGUAUCAUCAGGAGAGGAUGGACGAGGAGGGAGAGGGAUCGCCUGAUUUACCCUUUGUACACGAUCUUGAGGCUAACCCAGAGUUUAUAAGUCCUCCUAAGCUUAAGAUGAAUCCGGUUCCUCCCGGCGGGCGUACAAUUAAGAAAAUAAGUCCGACCAAAGCUGCGAGUGCUCCCCAGAAAUCCAGCACCAGUAUAUCUCAGGCUAACAGCACUAGUAACUCAGCUCCUGUCUAUAGACUCGGCUCUCAAGAACCUCUUGUUGAGGAAGAGGCUUCAGAGACUGAUGCAAGACUGCAAGAGCUCUCUCCUUUAGUAUAUCCAGAGAAUGCAAUGAGACAAGCACUGGAAGGACUGAGGAAAGGGACCGAGGAGUGGGAAGAGAAACGCGAGGCUUUGCUUGUAUUGAGGCGACUCUCUGCCUGGCAUAAGCCCAUCAUUAUACCACAGCUACACACUGUUCUCAUAGCUGUGGAGAAAGAGGUGAAAAAUCUAAGAUCUCAAGUAGCAAGGAGUGCUAUUGCUUGCCUUGGUGACAUGUUUGGAUACUUAGCAAAAGAAAUGGAAAUAUCACUAGAUGCUCUUCUUAAGACACUACUCCAUGUUGGCUCAAAAUCAAAUAACUUCUAUCGCGAGGACACAGAGAAAGCACUAUACUUAGCAUGCAACAGUGUAUCACCUGCAAAAUGUCUCCAGGGACUGAUGAAUGGUGGACUCAGCCACGGGAGCCAACUAAUCCGUAGACAAGUGGCACAGUUUAUGUGUGUUACUGUGGAGGUUCAUGGAGCAGCUAAGAUAGUGAGACUACCUCGUGACGUGCUAGAUAGAGUUAUAAAUGCAACAGCGAUCCUUCUGGGAGAUGCUGACCCACUGGCUAGGUAUCAGGCACGUAAGAUGCUCAAUAUGCUCUACUCUUGUCCAGAGUUUGAUGAGCUGGCAAGGAAGGCACUUAAUGAUCAUCAAUAUGCAAAGAUUAAGGAAACAGCUGAACACAUUAAAGUCAAGGGUUUAGGUAAACCUCCUACAGACUCUCAGUCAGCAAAGGCGACGGCUCGUCUCUCAGUCUCUCAAUAUUCUUCAGCCGGCGCGUCCUCACCUGGUAAAGGCCAGUCUCCACCUAAAGUCAAAAAGAGGCGGAGCUCAAUAUCUGGACUUCCUGGUAAUGGUGGGAGUGGUCAAGUACUCAUAGAGCCGGGCGGAGUCCUCCCGCCAACAAGUGCCCCUCCGCCCGACUCGAGUGCAGUCCUGGAUAUUGUGAGCAAAAUGAAAGCAACUGAUUGGAAGGAGAGACAAGAGGCCAUCAAUGAGCUAGAGCAGUACAUUAUUACUCAUCCUAAUAGCCUGGGAUCCAAUCUAGUUAAAGUGUUUGAUGUAUUCAAUGAGAGACUAAGUGAUAAGAACAGUAAGGUCAACCUUCACGCUUUGCAAGCAUUCCAGAGAUUAGUCCCAAUCCUUAACCAGCAGCUUUCCCCAGUGCUACCAACACUAGUGGAGGCUCUAUCAGGGACUGUGGCUUCAAGAUAUCCAGCUAUACACUCUGCUGCUCUCAAUGCCAUUGAUUCACUCAUGCAGACUGUUGAUUGUACAUUGUUAUUUCCCCCACUUGCCUCGGCAGCACAGAAUGGCAAUGCAAGAGUCCAGCCUAUAAUGCUCAAGAAAUUAUCAGAUUUAAUUCCAUACGUGUAUGGCCAGAAGCCCGGUUUAGUCCAGCGUAUUGGUCUCCCGGUCCUGUGGAAGGUCCUAUCCUCUCGUUCUCCAGCGACAGGAGAAGCUAAGCAAGCUAUACUGAGACUCACUGAGGUACUUCAGUUGUGUCUUGGUCCCAGUCUGCAGGAGAGCGCUUCUCAGCUGUCGCCAACUCAACAACAAAAACUACAAGAAUUGGUUCAGACUUUACACUUGCAAAACAGAUAAUCAGAACAAGCUGCUCCCCUUUCCUCUCUCACUCUUUCUCUCCGUCUUUUGUCUUGUUUAUCCUAAUUGCCCUCUCUUUCUGUAAACUAUAAACUUCAAAUCAGAUUUCAUUUGAUUAUUGUUAUAUAUAAGCAUUAUAAUGUACACACACACACACACACUGAAUAAUAAUUAUUAAAUAAAUAUUAUUGUUAUUAUUAUGAAAGUGAAGCACAUGCAUUGCAACUCAAUACAGUUUUCUUGGCAUAUUUCAUGCUGCUACUCUGUGGCUAAUGACAAAAAAUUUUUUUAACUAACAGUUUUUAUCAAUGAAAGAU
This is a messenger RNA of Amphimedon queenslandica, 4813 nucleotides long. RefSeq names its product crescerin-1-like. Gene Ontology annotation, biological process: microtubule cytoskeleton organization. The transcript is spliced from 13 exons. The coding region runs from base 216 to 4496 and encodes 1426 amino acids. Gene Ontology annotation, cellular component: cilium; cytoplasmic microtubule. The record is from RefSeq and is a predicted model, not a curated record. Gene Ontology annotation, molecular function: microtubule binding. Lineage: Eukaryota; Metazoa; Porifera; Demospongiae; Haplosclerida; Niphatidae.